AAAAAGGCAACAGUCUGCCAUGUUAAAUCGUUUAUUAGGGAAGGGCAGCUAUGAAUCAUUUGAUAUGAGAUGCAUGGUAACCGGUCAAUUUUCUGUUGGGAAAACGACUCUUGUGAAGCUGUUAGCUGGGGAUGUCCUACCAGAAGGGCGACAUCCAACUGAUGGGAUUUCUCUGGUAGAAGGUCGCUGUGGCCUCGACAUUCAGUCAAAAGAGUGGAUUCUUGUUGAUCCAGACUCUUAUAAUGCCCUGGAUGUUGUGUACAGUAAGGUUUUAAUGACCUCUCUGGAAGAAGAGGAGGAGAGUGAACUAACCAAAAAGUUCAUCAAAGCUUCAAAUACAAGCCCAACUGGUUAUGCAAAAGCUACACUUUCCUCUUUGUCCUCAGAACAGUCUGCAGCAACAAAAUCUCUACCGUCUACGAAAUCCUCCAACGUGCCUCACACGGUCAAACAGAUGGAAAAGAAAAUGAGAACAAGAAUGACUAAAGAAGAAAUAAGAAAGAAAAUGGAAAAGUUCCUCAAAAGUGGGAAGUAUAAGAUGAACGUCGGACGUCUUAUCUUCUGGGAUUUUGGUGGACAAUAUGUUUUUCUAACAACACAUCAGACCUUCAUGACGUUCCGGGCAUUGUUUCUUGUAGUAUUUGAUGGGAGCAAAGAUUUGCAUGAACAGGUCCCUGAUGUGAUGUGUUUUCCAGGGCAGCACAUGACGCCAACUCCAGCAGUAUUCUUGCAAUAUUGGGUCAAUUCCAUCCUGACCUAUUGUAAGGUUGUAUAUGCAGGCAUACCAAAAAUCUUGUUUGUUGCCACUCACAAGGACAAAGUACCAAUGGAGAAUAUUGAGACCAGACGUGAAGAGCUUUACAGAGGAAUUGAGGAGUUGUUUAAAGACCACGAGGGAAAACAUCAUCUGGUCCUUAGACCUCUAAUAUUUGUCAAUGCCAAAGAUCAAGCCGACCCAGAAAUAGAAGUUCUGAAGAAAACAAUAACAGAACUUACAUUCGACCACCCAUGCUGGGGUGAAAGAAUGCCCAAUGCUUGUGUUCCACUAGAGCUAGAGAUCGCUGAACUAGUGGCAGAAGGAAAACAAAUAAUGUCAUUGGCUGAAGUUAAAGAAUUAAAUGCUAUCAGCGAGGUGUCUGUCCUGUCCCCUGAGCAGUUGACUGAUUUCCUACAUUUUCAUCAUUCCCUGGGGAAGAUUGUUUAUUUCGAUACCCCCCAGCUGAGAGAUAAUGUAAUCAUCAACCCUCUUCUUAUGGUGGAAGUUAUGAGAUCUUUUAUCACAGAUGUUGCAUUUUGGCCUAAAGAAAAGAAAACAAGGAAAACCUUCACAAAAAUGUCUGAAAAUGGAAUGAUACAAAAAGAAGACCUCUACCAGAUUUGGGAACAAGAAGAAUUCCGUCAGAUUUUACCAUUUAAAGAGUACAUAUUUGAUAUGCUGAUUCAUCUAGAUAUCGUAUCUGAACAACGGAGAUAUGAUACAAAAACAGGAAGUCGUCUACCAAUAGAAAACUUCUUUGUACCCUGUAUGCUUACAGACAGAAAUAAUACAGAUUACUUGACACAAGAAUGUACACCAGAGAGGACUGUAAGUUUGGCCUUUGUUUUCAGAGGAACCAUCAUACCUCCAGCCUUACCAAACCGUCUAAUAUGUGCAUGUCUGAGUAUGUGGACAUUAAAAGAAUACCAAGGACGGAAACUUAUAUUUUCUGGGUUUGUUGGGUUAUCAUUUGAUAAAGAGCAUGAUAUUGUUGUCUGUGUAGAAGGAAAUCAGAUCUUACUGUAUCUAGUCCACAAGCGCUCCAAGGGGCUGAUAAUACCUGAUAUAGCCACCAGUGUCCGGGAUUGUUUGUUUGUUACUUUAGAAAGAAUCUCCGAAUUUUAUCAGUCCUCUAUUCAUUGUAAAGCCAGCAGCAAGUUGCCCUUCCUCACCGAGUACUCCUGCUCGAAAUUUAACUGUUUCACUUCAGAAAAGAAGUUGGUCUCCGAGACUGAGGAAUGUCUUUGUAAACACGGAGAAAACAUAAAAAAUAACUGGCGUAUUUGGAAUAAGAAAAAGGAACACAAGCAGUGUGAUGCUAAUUGUCCAGGUUUGAGUGAAGAUGCUUUAUCUCAGAUCCCAAGUAACACAGAGUUGCUUCGUCUGUCUGUUAAUUGUGAGACACGCAUGCUACACGAUUUGGCUCUCCAUCUUGGAAUGGAAGAAAUGGUAUGGAGUGAUAUGGUAGAAAAUUACCCAACAAAUACACAGAUGGUAAAGUUUUUGACACUGAUGCAUUUGAAAGAGAAUGAAAUAACAUUCACAGAAUUGGACAAUGGAUUGAGAGAAAUGGAAAUAACAGCACAUACAUUAUGUGUGGUACGUCAGAGAAAACAAGUGAAAUCUAGUAUUUCUGAUGAUAUUCUAGACUGUAUUCCAUCAGAUGAAAUUGUAGACAGAUUAGCACCGCUGAUUGGCAAGAUAGUUUUUCAACUAGGAAUAGAACUUGGACUGUCUGUAGAAGAAAUAGAGAGUAUCAAAGAGAUAUGUGAUCGUGAUUUGACAGCACAGAAUAAGGGAGUCUUGUUUACAUGGAGGAAAGACAGAACAGUGAAACCUACAAUACGGGUUCUUGAGCAAGCUUUUGUAAAUAUUGGUAAAGGGGCAAGGUGUUUAAAGGAGGUUGUAAAGGAUGUUGAUCCAAAUACACUUAAAGCAGUAGAAAUUGUAACAGAUAAAAUCAGGGAAAACGAAAACAGCAUCAUACAAGAUAUACAAAUCAGUCAGAUUUUAGACCAUAUGAUGACACAUCUGGUGAUAUCAGCAGACGACAGACGUUAUAUUGAACAUUAUCCUCGACAGGAUGAUCAGAACAAAGCAUUGCUGGAUAUUGUGAUCAAAAGGAGGGAACCUGUUUACAGUGUGUUUGUUGAUGGAUUACGUAUUUAUGGAUACGAAGAUAUCGCUAAUGAUUUGAAAUGUGAUUUCAGUCCAAGUCCAGUAUCUGCUGAAACUAAAGGCUUAUCAGUUUUUAAUGUUCCAUUAUAUAAAGUUCGUCUACAAAAGAACUACCUCAAGGUCAUCACUGAUAUACAACACGAAAACAUAGUCGAUCAUCUAAUAACAAGAGAGGUGGUGUCAGUUGAUGAUGGGAAGAAGAUAGAAUCUGGUAAAACACCACAGGAAAAGAACAGGAAUUUAAUGGACAUGCUGUUGCGUAAAAAUGAACAGGGAUUUAAUGAAUUUCUCAAAGCCCUACGAAAAGACUCAAUUUAUGCAGAUUUAGCAGAUCAAAUAGAGAAGACAGAAGUUACUAGCACAGAUAUGGCAACUCUUCAUAAAUGCUUCAAAUAAAAUAAAAGUAAUUUCUUUCAGAAAAAACAGCUAGAAAAACCAUCAGUUAACAAUUAAUAGAAGGAAGUAUUGUCAAUCCAAGGCAUUACGAUUUGGUCACUUCAAUAAUCCACUGUAAAUUCAAAAAUUAUUGCGUGCAUUUAUUAUUGCCUUUUUUUUAAAUGGGACAAAAAAGCGAUAGUAAUUAUUACAAUGUCAAAAGAAUCUUUAUACUAAUAUAGGUAUCAGUGUAAGAAUUUGAGUUCUUAUUAAUGUGAUACUCACUCAGUCGCAUUUUUCGCAUUAAUAAAAACCUCAAAAUAAUUUCUGAAUUUACAAUAUGUGAAUGAAUCACAAUGUAAUAGUGAUAACAAUCUUUUAUCUUAAACAUAUUUCAUGUGUGAGUGUCAUGCAUGGCAAGGAAAAAGCUAAAAUAUGUACUAACCCCUUUUAUGAGAGUUGAUUCCUACAAUCCCAAUAUCCAUUUGACGUGGCUCAGUAGUUAUACAGCCUGUCAUUUUGUUAUUGUGCUAUGGUAAAUUUUUGUAUUCUCGCUUUCGUUUUUGCCAAUAUGAUUCCUCUAUAUGCCUUUUUGAUUUUUAGCUCACCUGUCCCGAAGGGACAAGUGAGCUUAUGCCAUCACUUGGCGUCCGUCGUCAUCCGUCGUCUGUCGUCUGUCGUCCGUCGUCUGUCGUAGUAAACUAUUUCAAGAAUCUUCUCCUCUGAAACUACUGGGCUAAAUACUUUCAAACUUUAACUGAAUGUUCCUUAGGGUAUCUAAUUUAUAAAUUGUAUCCGAAGAUUUGAUCUAUCAACAAACAUGGUCGCCAUUGCUAAAAAUAGAACAUAGGGGUCAAAUGCAGUUUUUGGUUUAUAACUCAAUAACCAAAGCAUUUAGAGCAAAUCUGACAUGGGGUUAUAAUGUUUAUCAGGUCAAGAUCUACAAUGUAUCUGCCCUGAAAUUUUCAGAUGAAUCAGACAACCUGUUGUUGGGUUGCUGCCCCUGAAUUGAUAAUUUUAAGGAAAUUUUGCUGUUUUUGGUUAUUAUCUUGAAUAUUAUUAUAGAUAGAGAUAAACUGUAAACAGCAAUAAUGUUCAGCAAAGUAAGAUUUACAAAUAAGUCAAAUUACGGAAAUGGUCAGUUGACCCCUUUAGGAGUUAUUGCCCUUUAUAGUCAAUUUUUAACCAUUUUUCGUAAAUCUUAAAAAUCUUUUACAAAAUUCUUCUCCUCUGAAACUACUGGGUCAAAUACUUAUAAACUUUAACUGAAUGUUCCUUAGGAUAUCUGGUUUGUAAAUUGUAUCCGAAGUUAUGAUCUAUCAACAAACAUGGUCGCCAUUGCUAAAAAUAGAACAUAGGGGUCAAAUGCAGUUUUUGGCUUAUAACUCAAAAACCAAAGCAUUUAGAGCAAAUCUGACCUGGGGUUAUAAUGUUUAUCAGGUCAAGAUCUACAAUGUAUCUGCCCUGAAAUUUUCAGAUGAAUCAGACAACCUGUUGUUGGGUUGCUGCCCCUGAAUUGAUAAUUUUAAGGAAAUUUUGCUGUUUUUUGUUUAUUAUCUUUAAUAUAAUUAUAGAUAGAAAUAAACUGUAAACAGCAAUGAUGUUCAGCAAAGUAAGAUCUUCAAUUAAGUCAAUUUGACCAAAAUUGUCAAUUGACCCCUUUAGGAGUUAUUGCCCUUUAAGGACUUUUUUCACAAUUUGUUCAUCAUGUUGACUUACUUUAAAAAAUCUUCUCUUUUGAAACUGCUGUAUCAAUUUCAGCCAAACUUAGGCUAAAUGAGUUUCAGAGUAUUUAGUAUAAAUUUUAUAUUUUAUUUCCUUGUAUGUCAAGAAACAUAGCUACUAUGGCUAAAAUAGAACAUAGGAGAAAAUGAUUAUUUUUUUUGGCUUUUGAAGAAAAUAGGACGAUCCAAAAAACAUUUAAAUAAAUUGAAAAGCCAAAAUAAUCAUUGAUGAGAGAUUUAACCACAAGAAUUAAGGUGAGCGAUUCAGGCUCUUGAGAGCCUCUUGUUUUAUAAUGAUUUAGACUAUAACACAAUGUUUACUGCUGUAUCCUUAUUUUUGACAAUUUUACCUAUUAUGUCUAUUUACUUUGUUCACACACUGGCGUCAAUUUAAUGGAAUUCAAUGCGACUUUUAUACAAGUGAGAGGUUUAACUAGCUAGAAACCAGGUUCAGUAUACCAUUUUCGACAUAAGCAAAUGUUUGUACAAAAAUAGGAAUUUAAAAGUUGUUAUCUAUUCAUGUAGCGUGUUUGAGCACAUACGUCUAGAUGAACAAACCUUUGUGUUUUUGAUAAUACAUAAUUUUGUAAACAGAUAAUUUGCACACGUGAUAUGUCAUAUCUACUGCGCAGGUUAUACCCGUUAGAACGUAACAACCGCCAGUAGUUGCAUCAACCCGUUGAUUGUAAAAACUCGUAAAGUAUACUUAAUUUGUUAUGCUGGUGGGUAAACCAGCUGUGUUUAGAAAUCAAUUAAAUUUAAACUUAUCAUCAUUUGUAAAGUUACUUUUUUUUUGUAUAGUUAUAUAAUACCAUUUACAUGUUGGACAGAGAUCAACUGAUGAACUGCUAGAUUGAAAUUGUUUGUAAAUAAAUGGCUAUUAUUAUGUCUUUCUUUCUGUAAUGUGUAUACAAGUAUCAGUCUAUAUUUGUAAUUCCCCAUUUACAAAGGUUGCAUUUCUGUAAAUAUAAACAGUGCAAUUUAUCAGUAAACAGGACAGUGUAAUUUCUCAGUAAGCAGGACAGUGUGAUUUCUCAGUAAACAGGACAGUGUAAUUUCUCAUUAAACAGGACAGUGUGAUUUCUCAGUAAACAGGACAGUGUGAUUUCUCAGUAAACAGGACAGUGUGAUUUCUCAGUAAA
Messenger RNA from Mytilus trossulus (common blue mussel), 6176 nucleotides. RefSeq lists its product as uncharacterized. NCBI's taxonomy places the organism in Eukaryota, Metazoa, Mollusca, Bivalvia, Mytilida, Mytilidae. Gene Ontology annotation, molecular function: protease binding; death domain binding. Gene Ontology annotation, biological process: regulation of apoptotic process. Bases 20 to 3331 code for a protein of 1103 amino acids. The record is from RefSeq and is a predicted model, not a curated record. The transcript is spliced from 11 exons.